This is a messenger RNA of Lepus europaeus (European hare), 1287 nucleotides long. RefSeq names its product small nuclear ribonucleoprotein polypeptide B2 (gene SNRPB2). The coding region runs from base 256 to 933 and encodes 225 amino acids. The transcript is spliced from 8 exons. Gene Ontology annotation, biological process: mRNA splicing, via spliceosome. The record is from RefSeq and is a predicted model, not a curated record. Gene Ontology annotation, cellular component: U1 snRNP. Gene Ontology annotation, molecular function: U1 snRNA binding. Lineage: Eukaryota; Metazoa; Chordata; Mammalia; Lagomorpha; Leporidae.
CCUUCGGCACCGUUUCCGGCUUCCGGUUGCUCGUGGGAACGGCGUCGGCCUCUGGUGGGUUGGAUUCCCGUUUUCCUCGGUCUUGCGGUUCUUCACGCUGCUCAGCCCGAACAGUACGAGGUUUCGACUGGGGGAUGUCGAGGCUUUGAGAAACGUUUCUCUUCAUCUGUCACCUGCACAAGUACACCGGCUUCUCCCUCGCUGUGUGUAAACACAACAAGCAGUUUUACGCUAUUUGAACAUUUUAACUCAGACAUGGAUAUCAGACCAAAUCAUACAAUUUAUAUUAAUAAUAUGAAUGACAAAAUUAAAAAAGAAGAAUUGAAGAGAUCCCUGUAUGCCCUAUUUUCUCAGUUUGGCCAUGUGGUAGAUAUUGUGGCUUUAAAGACCAUGAAGAUGAGAGGGCAGGCCUUUGUUAUUUUUAAGGAACUGGGCUCAUCCACAAAUGCUUUGAGACAGUUACAAGGAUUUCCAUUUUAUGGUAAACCAAUGCGAAUCCAGUAUGCAAAAACAGAUUCUGAUAUAAUAUCCAAGAUGCGUGGCACAUUUGCUGACAAAGAAAAGAAAAAAGAAAAGAAGAAAGCCAAAACUGUGGAACAGGCUGCAGCAGCUGCUAACAAAAAGCCCGGUCAGGUAACACCAAAUUCAGCUAAUAACCAAGCAAAUUCAACACCAAAUCCUCAGGUCCCUGAUUACCCUCCAAACUAUAUUUUAUUCCUUAAUAACUUACCAGAAGAGACUAAUGAGAUGAUGUUAUCCAUGCUGUUUAAUCAGUUCCCUGGUUUUAAGGAAGUACGUUUGGUACCCGGGAGGCAUGACAUUGCUUUCGUUGAAUUUGAAAAUGAUGGGCAGGCUGGAGCCGCCAGGGAUGCUUUACAAGGGUUUAAGAUCACACCAUCCCAUGCCAUGAAGAUCACCUAUGCCAAGAAAUAAUGUGUGGGAUAGUCACCUCUCAAGGACGUGGCUUUAUUUAUAGUGUUUGUGUUGGUAACAUUAUGGGAGGGAGUGAGAUUUUUGUGAAAGACUUAAAAAAAUAAUGUAGUCUUUCUUUAGCCUUAGUGAACUCUGAAAUAUGAAUGCCUUAAUUUUGUAUAAUAAACUUUUAUUUGUAUUCUGUAUACAUAAUGCUUUGUUUAUUGGCCCGUUGACCUAUCAUCAAACAUUUAUUCCGGUCUAGAUCACUUUUUACGGUCUAUAAAACUCUGUAAUAGCAUGCUUUUCUGGUAGUAUUUGGAACAGCUAAUGUUUUAGCAACAUUAAACCAUUUUAAUAAAAGUUAUGGAGAGU